This is a messenger RNA of Syngnathus typhle (broad-nosed pipefish), 875 nucleotides long. RefSeq names its product T cell leukemia homeobox 1 (gene tlx1). Bases 24 to 875 code for a protein of 283 amino acids. The record is from RefSeq and is a predicted model, not a curated record. Gene Ontology annotation, cellular component: nucleus. NCBI's taxonomy places the organism in Eukaryota, Metazoa, Chordata, Actinopteri, Syngnathiformes, Syngnathidae. Gene Ontology annotation, biological process: animal organ development; regulation of transcription by RNA polymerase II. Gene Ontology annotation, molecular function: RNA polymerase II cis-regulatory region sequence-specific DNA binding; DNA-binding transcription factor activity, RNA polymerase II-specific. The transcript is spliced from 3 exons.
GCCCGCCGCCGCCGCCGCCGGCCAUGGAUCACAUGGGACUAGCGGGGGCACAUCUGCAGGCGCACGCGCACGCGCAGGAGUCUAUCACUUUUGGAAUCGACCAGAUUCUCAGCACCGUGGAACAAAGUUGCAUGCUGAGUGCGAGGAUGCACGAGACGGAUUACGGACACCCGCUAUACAACUGUAACCCCAACAAUGGCUUCGCGUGCGCUCACGGCGGCGGAUAUAACUGCAACAGUGUGCAACUCGGCGGCUCUUACCACACGAACGUGAGCGGGCCCAAUCCCGCCGGGGUCAUCCGCGUGCCUGCGCACCGACCGCUGAGCGCCGACCGCAACGCUUGUAUGCCCCCGGUAAACAACGUAAGCGCGCUCACCUUCCCCUGGAUGGAGAGCAACAGACGAUACACAAAGGACAGGUUCACAGUGUCUCUCUCACCCCUCACUGUAACGCGUCGUGUCGGACACCCCUACCAGAACCGGACGCCGCCGAAGAAGAAGAAGCCGCGGACGUCGUUCACUCGACUGCAGAUCUGCGAGCUGGAGAAACGCUUCCACCGCCAGAAGUACUUGGCGUCUGCCGAGCGGGCCACCCUUGCCAAAGCCCUCAAAAUGACCGACGCUCAGGUCAAAACCUGGUUCCAAAACAGACGCACCAAAUGGAGGCGGCAGACGGCGGAGGAGAGAGAGGCGGAGAGGCAGCAAGCCAACCGGAUUCUCAUGCAACUGCAGCAGGAGGCCUUCCAGAAGUCCAUCAACCAACCGGUGACACCGGACCCGCUAUGCCUGCAGAACAGCUCUUUGUUCGCCCUGCAGAAUCUGCAACCUUGGACCGAGAACACUGCUAAGAUCAGCAGCGUGUCAGCCUGCGAGUAG